This is a messenger RNA of Sorghum bicolor (sorghum), 1605 nucleotides long. Its product is annotated as vesicle-associated protein 1-3. Gene Ontology annotation, cellular component: endoplasmic reticulum membrane; plasma membrane. Gene Ontology annotation, biological process: endoplasmic reticulum membrane organization. The record is from RefSeq and is a predicted model, not a curated record. Bases 602 to 1402 code for a protein of 266 amino acids. The transcript is spliced from 8 exons. Lineage: Eukaryota; Viridiplantae; Streptophyta; Magnoliopsida; Poales; Poaceae.
UCGACGGCCGCAAGGACAAGCAAGGCAACACGUCCGCCAGGGUGGGCGGCGCGAUCACCAGCUGAUCCUAACUGGCAACGGGCGGUGCUCGCGGACUUGGGGUUGCCCGAAUCCAACCACUUCUGCCAACCAACGCGCGAAACGGCGAAAGGAUUGCAGUGGGGAGACCCGGCCGGAUUAGCACGGACGGGACGGCGCCACCGCCGCGCCGCAGCCAAUCAUUACUCGGCCUCCUCCCUAAACCUUCCGCCAACCCAAAUUCCACCCUCCUCCACAGAGUCCGAGCCCAUCUGAUCCUCCGAUUCGGUUCUUCUUCUUCUUCCCUCUACCGAAAGGACCGAGCCAUAAUUUUUAAGCCCUGCGCUCGUCAAGUCGUCAUAGCCUUAGCCUGGCUUUAAUUUGUCUCUCUCGUGUCCCGACACUUUUGCUUCCGGGAGCAGGAAACGUCGCGGGGGGCCCCCGUCUUGGAUAUUUCAUCAGUUUUCGGGUUCUUGGAUUGGAUCUUCCGAAUUCUUGGUUCUGGAGAGGAGAGGAUAGGAGAGGAGAGGAGAAAGCGGGGCGCUCAAUUUCCCCUACUGAUCCUUGUUGCUUGAUCGCCGCCAUGAGUAACACGCUGCUCCGGGUCUGUCCUUCCGACUUGAAGAUGCCAUUCGAGCUCAAGAAGCACAACUCAGCAUGUCUUGAGCUCAUCAACAAGACCGAUCAGUGGGUGGCUUUCAAGGUCAAGACGACGAACCCAAGGAAGUACGCGGUGCGGCCUGCCUCCGGUGUCGUGCCGCCCAGGGGAUCCUGCGGCAUCACAAUUACGAUGCAAGCGCCCAAGGAGAUCCCCCCGGACUACUACUGCAAGGACAAGUUUCUUGUUCAGAGCAUUGCCGCGGAGGUGGGGACGACGCAGAAGGACAUUGUCCCUGGCAUGUUCAGUAAAGCACCAGGCAAGUUAGUUGAGGAGUUCAAGGUUAGGGUGGUCUAUGUCCCUGCCAAUCCUCCCUCACCCGUGCCUGAGGAAACAGAGGAAGAGGAUGGAUCUCUUGAUUCAGAUGUGGACCAUGAAGUGGGGAGACCAUCGACGUCCAACUCUGCAACAGGACAAGGGCAUACAUUAAGAUCACGAGCUUCAGAUGAUGAGGAUGACUCUACAUCCAAGUUAGAACUGGAAAGUAGAUAUGCAGAGGAAAACAAGAAGAUGCAGAAAGAGCUGGCAGGACCUUUUAAGGAUGACUCUGUAUCCAAGUUAGAAUUGGAAAGUAGAUAUGCAGAGGAAAACAAGAAGAUUCAGAAAGAGCUGGAUCUCCUCCGGAAAACAAAGGCAUCUGCUGGCGGCUUCUCAGCGACGUUUGUGCUGCUUGUCUUCUUGUUAGGUUCACUUCUGGGAUACCUGAUGUUCGGAAGCAAAGCUUAGCAAGUUAGCAGCUAAUGGCAGCACAUCAUUUUGCGGCACCGGCACAACUCUACCGUCUUUUGUCUAGUGCUUCUUUUAGUACAGAUAUACAGUAUAUACAUAAUAAUAGUUAGUACUAGUCCACAACAGAUAUGAUGUUUUUGGUUUUGAAGUGUCCAUAUUUGAACAUAUAUUCAAUUUUGAAACUCGUGUGUGUUUGCUAA